Molecule: messenger RNA, 740 nt
Organism: Ciona intestinalis (vase tunicate)
Lineage: Eukaryota; Metazoa; Chordata; Ascidiacea; Phlebobranchia; Cionidae
Product: myosin light chain 3, skeletal muscle isoform-like
Cellular component (GO): myosin II complex
Molecular function (GO): calcium ion binding
Source: RefSeq, a predicted model, not a curated record
CCGCAGAAAGUAUAAAUGCCCCAGCUUCAUGCUGAACAGUAUCCAAUUCUGCUCAAGCAUCCUCCAGCAAGCAUCAAUCUUCUUUCAAGACUUUGUUCAACCAACUCUAUUUUCAAAAUGGCAGAAAUCCCGGAAGAACGUAUGGAAGAAAUCAAGGAAGCUUAUGAAAUCUUCUGCCGAACCACUGAGAUGGAACUUGGAUUCGAUCAAGUUGGAGAUGUUUUCCGAGCCAUUAACCUUAACCCAACCAUUGAAGAUGUAGAGAACGCUCUUGGAAACCCAACAAAAGAAGAUAUGGCUGCCAAGAAAUUGAAGAUCGAGGAGUUCCUUCCAGUGUACACUAAGUUGGUUACUGAAUUUACUGAAGGCACUUACGAUGAUAUCCUUGAAGGUCUUCGUGUUUUCGACAAGGAAGGUAACGGAACAGUUAUGGGAGCUGAGAUCAGACACGUCCUUCGAACCCUUGGUGAGAAGAUGACAACACAAGAAAUCAGUGCUUGCAUGGACGGCCAGGAAGAUAUGAAUGGUUCAAUCAACAUCGAUACUUUCUGCAGAUACCUAUUGGAGGAAAAGAAAGCCGAAUAAUCAACUUUCGAAUAAACAGCCGACAAUUUUCUUUAUUAAAGUCGUUUUGUUUUUACCAAUUAAUUUUGUUGCUAUUUAUUUUUUAAAAGUAAAAAGCGUUUUCGAACCAUGAUUUUGUAAACGUUUAAAUAAAAUGACAAUGAAAGAAUAUUAAA